Calypte anna (Anna's hummingbird) is the source of this 2599-nucleotide messenger RNA. RefSeq names its product solute carrier family 13 member 2 (gene SLC13A2). Bases 177 to 1949 code for a protein of 590 amino acids. Gene Ontology annotation, cellular component: membrane. Gene Ontology annotation, molecular function: transmembrane transporter activity. Gene Ontology annotation, biological process: monoatomic anion transmembrane transport. The record is from RefSeq and is a predicted model, not a curated record. The transcript has 13 exons. NCBI's taxonomy places the organism in Eukaryota, Metazoa, Chordata, Aves, Apodiformes, Trochilidae.
AAAAUAGACUUGUCACAAGACUCCUCCUUGGAUGUCAGGAAGAGGGAUGUCCCUGCUCUCAGGUGUUCCAAAAACAACACCCAACCUCCAGAGGUCAAUGGUUAAUAUUUCUGAGUGUUUAUAUAGUCCCCAGCAGCAGACUUCAGGCCUUUCAGCACUGGGCUAGCUCCAGCACCAUGGCUGGCUUAUGGCAGAUGAUCCUGGCCUUCAGGAAAUACCUGAUCAUAGUGUUUGUACUCCUUUUGUUUCUUCCUCUGCCUCUUGCUGUUCCUACUAAGGAGGCCCGAUGUGGUUAUGUUAUCAUAGUGAUGGCACUCUUCUGGUGCACGGAAGCCUUGCCGCUGGCUGUCACUGCUCUCUUACCCGUCCUGCUGUUCCCACUAAUGAAUAUCAUGGAUUCAACAACAGUCUGCCGGGAGUACCUGAAGGACACCAAUAUGCUUUUUAUUGGGGGACUGCUGAUGGCCAUUGCUAUUGAGAACUGGAACCUACACAAGCGUGUUGCUCUUCUGGUCUUGCUCAUUACUGGAGUCAGGCCAGCCCUACUUCUCCUGGGUUUCAUGGUUGUGACUGCCUUCCUGUCAAUGUGGAUAAGCAAUACUGCCACUACUGCCAUGAUGGUCCCAAUAGCACAAGCAGUGUUGGAUCAGUUGCACAAAUCUGAAGUGGAGUCCAGCACAGCUGGUCAAGCACCUGAUAACAUCAAUAAAGCUUUUGAGCUGCAGGAAGAGACAACCAAACCAGAGAGAUUAAAAGAAGCAGAGGAAAUAGGGAAUAGUCAUGUUCUGACAGUUGAGGAAGACAGGAAGAGAAAUGAAAAUCUUCUAGAAGAGAAACACGAGAAAUUCAGCAAGGGAAUGUCUCUCUGUAUUUGCUACUCAGCCAGUAUUGGAGGGAUAGCAACUCUGACUGGGACAACACCAAAUCUGGUUCUGCAAGGACAAGUUGAUGAGCUCUUUCCUAAAAAUGGCAAUGUCAUCAACUUCGCCUCCUGGUUCUCCUUUGCCUUCCCCACCAUGGUUGUGUUACUGUUUUUGGCGUGGAUUUGGCUGCAGAUAUUGUAUCUGGGCUUCAAUUUUCGGAAGAAUUUUGGUUGUGCUGCAAGUCCCUCUGCAAAAGCUAAGGAGCAACAUGCCUAUGGUGUUAUUAAGGAAGAGAUCAAGAAAUUGGGCUCAAUGAAGCCUGCGGAAAUAGCAGUUUUGGUCCUCUUCAUCCUACUGGUACUGCUCUGGUUUACAAGAGACCCUGGUUUCAUCCAAGGCUGGGCAACAGUUCUUUUCAAUAAAAAUAAUAUAAGCUACGUCACUGAUGCAACAGUUGCCAUCUUCAUUUCAGUUUUGUUGUUCAUCAUCCCUUCCAGCUUUUCUACCAAUGACACAGACACACUACAAACAGGCAGCAAGUCAAAGAUCCAAACACCUCCAGCCCUCUUGGACUGGAAAGUAGUUCACCAGAAAAUGCCAUGGAACAUCGUGUUUCUGCUGGGAGGUGGCUUUGCCUUAGCCAAAGGCAGUGAGGAAUCUGGUCUGUCUGCAUGGUUAGGCAGCAAACUGACUCCUCUGCAGCAAAUACCUCAUCCAGCUAUUGUUAUCCUGUUGAGUCUUCUUGUUGCCACUUUCACAGAGUGCACCAGCAACGUGGCCACCACUACACUCUUUCUGCCUAUUCUGGCUUCUAUGGCUGAAGCAAUUUGCCUCAAUCCACUCUAUGUCAUGCUGCCCUGUACACUUUCUGCAUCGUUGGCAUUCAUGCUCCCAGUGGCCACUCCUCCAAACGCCAUUGUCUUCUCAUAUGGACAACUCCGGGUGAUAGAUAUGGCCAAAGCUGGGUUUGUGCUCAACAUCCUAGGAGUUCUGACAAUAACUCUAGCCAUCAACACCUGGCCUUCACCUGUAUUCGAACUGCAAACUUUCCCAUCUUGGGCAAACAGGACAGGUAUAUGCCUGUAACAUUGAGAGGCAAUGGAAGCAACAACUGUUUCUGUUGGAACUGCAAUGAGAGCAGGACUGACAUCCCCACCAGUGGUUAAGAGACAGGUUUGUUCUGUGAAAAGGACAAGUCAUCUACAAGCAAAACCAUUCAGUUGAUAACAGCAAUAAAAUUGCCUAACAGUGCUGUUCAGCAGGCGAUUUUGUUAUCCCAGCAGUAAGAUGAGGUAACCUUUGGCUUUUUGGCUGUUCCAGAUAUCUUUAGAUUUUCUGUCUCAGCAGGGGCAGGUUUUUCCCCAAGUGAUAUCUGUGUUGCUUUUCAGCUCCAUGUGUGAAGUCUGAAAUCUGCAGUGAGACAGGAGAAGUGUUUAUGGAAAAGGACUUUAUGUACCUGAUUUCAUGCAUAUCUCUGUGUAUGGUCACAACUAAUACAAGUAUUCACUUGUAUGAGGAUACAGGCUGCUGUGCAUCUGUUCAAAAUGUAUGUGGUUGUUACAUACUCUGUGGGCAUUCACAGAAAGACAUGGGCUGUAUGAUCACAGACAAAGCACAUACUGUCAGCUCCUCCUGUUACUUUGAAACAUAUUUAUUUGCAGUCCACUUGUUAUGAAUGUAAAAUAACUUUUUCCUAGAAUAUCUGUCCUAUUGUUAUUUAUGUAAGAUCACAUUCU